Aethina tumida (small hive beetle) is the source of this 3164-nucleotide messenger RNA. It is a transcript of the gene Dop1R1, whose product is annotated as dopamine receptor 1. NCBI's taxonomy places the organism in Eukaryota, Metazoa, Arthropoda, Insecta, Coleoptera, Nitidulidae. Gene Ontology annotation, biological process: adenylate cyclase-activating adrenergic receptor signaling pathway. Gene Ontology annotation, molecular function: G protein-coupled receptor activity. The transcript has 7 exons. Bases 149 to 1462 code for a protein of 437 amino acids. The record is from RefSeq and is a predicted model, not a curated record. Gene Ontology annotation, cellular component: membrane.
UAUUUUUCCGCAUUUCCAAGAUAAACAGACAGACAGACAGUUCGUGGAGUUUAGAAAGUUCGAUGACGAAUUUAUCGUUAGAUCGAUAAUUUGGAAAAGCUGGUAACAAAUUGAAAUACAUUUAGAUGGAGUGAAAUGUGCCUGAAACAUGGAGACGAUGGAGAAUAAUACUGACAACAUUUUGGGCCAAAAUAUGGAGUCAGUCGAGUUUGGGAUAAUUAACAAUGACACGUUCAUGGAAACUGAGAUACUGGAAGAGCAGGAUACCGUCACCAUAAUGUCAAUUUUGGUAGUAGGGGUGUUCCUCUCAUUGUUGAUCUUCCUGUCCGUGGCAGGCAACAUAUUGGUCUGCGUAGCUAUUUACACCGAUCGCGGUCUACGUCGCAUCGGCAACCUGUUCCUCGCCUCCUUGGCGAUAGCCGACCUCUUCGUCGCCUCCCUGGUGAUGACUUUCGCCGGUGUCAACGAUUUACUGGGUUACUGGAUUUUCGGAGCCCAAUUUUGCGACACCUGGGUAGCUUUCGAUGUCAUGUGCAGCACCGCCAGCAUCCUCAAUCUGUGUGCUAUCUCUUUGGAUCGGUACAUACACAUCAAAGAUCCACUCAGAUAUGGAAGAUGGGUGACGAGACGAGUGGCCCUGGGAACAAUAGCAACGAUAUGGCUUCUGGCGGCGCUAAUAUCGUUCGUUCCGAUUUCGUUGGGGUUGCACCGUCCGCCCCAACCCCUGGUCUACAACGCCGGCGGCCAGAACUACCCCACCUGCGCCCUCGAUCUCACCCCCACUUACGCGGUCGUCUCUAGUUGCAUCUCGUUCUACGUGCCGUGCAUCGUCAUGAUCGGUAUCUACUGCAGACUGUACUGCUACGCCCAGAAGCACGUGAAGAACAUUCGCGCAAUCACCCGACCAAUCGACCUGCCCGACACGACCACCAAAAAGAAGAGCAUGAAACAGAAGAACAAGGCGCUGCACAUCCAUCUGCACAACCAUCACAGCUCUCCGUACCACGUGAGCGAUCACAAAGCUGCCAUCACUGUGGGUAUCAUAAUGGGCGUGUUUCUUAUCUGCUGGGUGCCGUUCUUCUGCAUCAACAUCGUGGCCGCGUUCUGCAAGACCUGCAUUCCCGACAUCACGUUCAAGAUUUUAACGUGGCUCGGCUAUUCGAACUCGGCCUUCAAUCCGAUCAUCUACUCCAUCUUCAACACAGAGUUUAGAGAAGCGUUCAAACGCAUCCUGACCGCCCAUUACCCGUCGUGGUGCAAGUGCGGCUAUCAAUCGGUGUCGCUGAACACGAACGACAAAUUCAUCACGGACUAUGGCACCAAGACGUUGGUGGUGAACGCGCGCAGAAACGGUUCAUUUGGUGAGUUUUCAAGUGAACACUUGAGUACUGAGUCGGUGCGGCAGACGCGCGUGAACUCUGCGGAAAAGGAUCUCUUUGGCGAAGAUGUGAGCGCCAUUUGACAGGACUGCGACAACCUGCAGGACACUAUGGUUUAGUGCUGCGGGGGUGCAAUACUUCCAUGUACAUAGAACUUAACAAGUGAUGCCGGAACUGUUUUGGUGGUGAAGAUACUCUCAACUUGACUGCAUAUGUUCAUGAAAGUUGUACGAAAAUCCAGUUGUAGACCUGCACUUGAAACAUGCAACAAAAGAGACAUUUUUGAAAGGCUGUGCGCUUAAAACACUAAAAUCCAUAAAGAACCUUCGAUUUUCUCCGAUGAGGGAUGGAAAACGUUCGGAAGUGUAAGAAAAUGAGAAAACCCAAUAUGAAAUUACUGGAAACUCACUUACUGAAACGAAAUAAGCUUAGUAGAAAACCACUUUUCGGGUUAACUUGGUAUUUUUAUGCCAAGGAGAUUUUUGCAUUUCAAUUUCUUAUACUUGGAUUUCAGGAUCGUAACUGGGAUUAGCCGAAAUUGCCCACCUUUUGUAAACGUUGAUGUGUAUUUUCGUAGGCUUGUAAAUAUCAUUUUUCACGUCACAUUCGAUUUUCUUUCGUCAAACAUCGAAGGAUCAAUUACACAAACGAUUUUCCGACACACUCUAAUCCGAGUUACGUUCCUAGUCACAUUUCAUUGUACAAAUUUCCAACCUGUUUCACGUGGUUCUGUCCACUAUUCGUUGUAAGCUUUUUGGGGGUGUGGAGACCAAAGAAAAAUCUGUGAUUUGUUUGUAUAUAACGAGUUUAAUGUUAGUUUUUUUUGUACAUGUAUACAUUUGUACCUGAUUCCAAUGCUAUACACAUAUCGUUUUAUUAUUUCUAUGAUUAUCGUACAAUAGUACAACUAUACUUAUAUACUCCUUUUUAUGCAUUUGACAAGAUGGUCCUAUUUAAAUAGAUUAGAAAUGUCCUUUUACAAAUUCUUCUAGACUCUAAUCUAAUACUUCCACCUUGUCAAAUCACUACUAAAAUAUUUUUUUACAUAAAUUUACAACGUUUUGCGAUCCUAUUGAUUGAUUCGGGUCGCUCCACCCUAAACAAGCACCAAAAUUGUACAGUAAUUGCGAAUUAACCUAAUAAACCUUUCUGUUAUUUCCAGCUGACGUUAGCAAUAUUUUGGGGUUGUGAUUCUUUGUAACUGUAUUAAAAAUGUUUUUCAAAUGCAAAUUCAAAUAAACGACCCUUCACUCUUCGUUGUCGUUGUGCGUUAUUUCCAUCCGGCGGAAAUUGACCGAAAACCAUCGAUUAUGUUUUGAUUUUGACAAGGGUUAUACCGUGAAAACCUUUUUUGAGUUUUCUAUCACGUAAUAAAAAGUUUUCAGACAGAUAAAUUUUGCGUACAAAAAGAUAUAUUGUAUAACGCAUAACGAUAACUCAUACUCGUUACGUUUAAGGCAUUUGGUGGAAACUGGUUAAUAAAUUGUAAAUAAACAUAAAAAAAUUCUAUUAUCUAUAUCACACGUUCUUAAUAGACUCUAAGAUACAGGGUUAUUAUGUGUACUCUAUCAAUUCGGAUAAAAAAUUAUAAAAGUUGUAGAAUGAUAAAAUCAUAAAAAACAUAACAUAUCUGUUCAUAAAACACUAUUGUAAAUAAAUGUAGCUCAAAUAUUUUUCUCUCCAAAAAAGCUAUUGUAAAAACUGAAUGUUUUAUACCCUUACUGGAUGUAACUAUUUAAAUAUACAUUGUAUAUAAAGAACUAAAUAAAUGAAUUGUUAUGAUCU